Molecule: messenger RNA, 2391 nt
Organism: Daldinia caldariorum
Lineage: Eukaryota; Fungi; Ascomycota; Sordariomycetes; Xylariales; Hypoxylaceae
Product: cyclophilin-like protein
Exons: 1
Coding region: 198-1670 (490 amino acids)
Biological process (GO): protein peptidyl-prolyl isomerization
Cellular component (GO): nucleus
Molecular function (GO): RNA binding; peptidyl-prolyl cis-trans isomerase activity
Source: RefSeq, a predicted model, not a curated record
ACGUACCUUUUUGCUUCUUUGCCUUUCGCGUCUCAUCAUCGACUCUAUUAUUUCAUCCCUCAUAUGUACAGAUACAGUCGCCCGAAUGCCUACCUCUUAAGCCCGACCGCUCUCCACUCGACCGUCUACCACUACAUCCUUUGACUAUCGGGGAACCCUGACGAAAAGAAAAAGAAAAAAAAAACCCAACGUAAAGGAUGUCGGUUCUACUCGAGACGAGUGCCGGCGACAUAGUGAUAGACCUAUUAGUUGAUUACGCGCCAAAAGAAUGUGAGAACUUCAUAAAACUCUGCAAGGUCAAAUACUACAACUUCUCGCCCGUUCACUCGAUCCAACAAAACUUCUCAUUUCAAACUGGCGACCCUCUCGGCCCUAUCUCUGCCGCUUCCGAUGGCGGUUCCUCGAUAUGGGGUCUUAUAUCCGGGCCCUCUAAGAAGACGUUCAAUGCUACAUUUCAUCCAAAGUUGAGACACCUUGAAAGAGGUACUGUCUCAAUGGCUACUGCCCCCCACCCGUCCGACCCCGAUGUCCGUGUUGCCGGUAGCCAAUUCAUCGUCACCCUCGGCGACAACACUGAUUAUUUAGACGGGAAAGCAGCUAUCUUUGGAAAGGUGGUCGAAGGAUUUGAUGUACUCGAGAAAGUUAAUAACGCCAUCACCGAUAAAGACGGCCACCCACUCGUUGAUAUUCGCAUAAAACACACCAUCAUCCUCGAUGAUCCCUAUCCCGACCCAUCUGGGUUACGAGAGCCUAGUCAAUCGCCGCCGCCGUCCAAGGAGCAGCUUGCUACAGUCAGGAUCGCCGACGAUGCGCCCUUAACAGAAGAGGUAGACGAGGAGGCGGCGGAAAAAACGCGGCGUGAAAGGGAGGCCCGCGCGCAGGCUCUCACACUUGAGAUGAUGGGCGACCUUCCAUUCGCCGAAGUUAAACCUCCAGAGAAUGUACUUUUUGUCUGCAAACUGAACCCUGUAACGACCGAUUCCGAUCUCGAACUUAUAUUCAGUCGUUUCGGGAAGAUUCUGUCAUGCGAAGUGAUACGCGACAAGAAGACGGGGGAUAGUCUGCAAUAUGCCUUCGUCGAAUUUGAAGACAAGGCAGCGUGCGAGUCGGCUUACUUCAAGAUGCAAGGUGUGCUCAUCGACGACCGAAGGAUACACGUCGACUUCAGUCAGAGCGUGAGCAAGUUGGCCGAGGUCUGGAGGGGCGGCGAAAACGCCAAGAGAAAACGCAGGCGCGAGGGUGGCGGAUGGGGUGGCGUCAAAGGGCUGGAGAAAUGGAGAAAAUACAGAGAAGACGACGGCCGGGACGACACCGAGGAUCAUUACAGCAUGGUUUACGGAGAGGAAGAAAUGCGAGGCCGGCAUGAACGACAGAGAGACAGCCGAGAUCAAGAUGACCGGCGGAACCGAGAUCCUGAACGCUUCAGAGAUAGAGAUAAGGAUAAGAUCCGUGACGAUGCGGAUCAAAGCAGACCUCGGGAUGGUGGAUAUGGGCGCGACCGGGAUGGUAGACCGCAGUCGCGAAGUCGAAGUCCAGCGAGAGAUAAGCCUCGAGAUAGAAACCGGUACGAUAAUCACCGAAGGAACGAUCGCUUUAGGCACCGAGAUGAAGACCGGCGUGGGAAUAAUCAAGAAAGAGACCGGCCCCGUGGCGAUUAUAGGCGGAGAUGACAGCCUGUUUCAUUCAGUAUCUUUCAUAUGAGCCGACUAUCAUAUCGUGUAGGGUGGGUUUAGUUAACGACCGCCUCCGGCCACGUAAAUCAAAUUUUACGAAGCCGUGUUCUAAUUCUAAAUCUGGCUACCCAAGCAGCUACUUAGACCACGCGGCCAUAUGCGGUCGUGAUAAUUUAAUUCUGCGUAUAGCUUGGGUAUAGGGAUAUACCUUCUUACGUUAUAAGUACCUAACCUAACCUCAGGUACCUAACCCAUUAGGUACGCUUCAACUCAUUCAUAUCCCUUAAAUUCCUCAUACGUUCGGUAGCGAUCACCGGCACAAACGGAUUUAUCUUUAUACCUCACAUAAGCACAUUUAUGUCUACCACCGACUUUUGUUAGAGGUCUAAGUCAUGCUAUAUUAAGUCUGGAAUGGACAAAUAUCGGCUUGACAGAGUGCAGUGAGGCAUAGAUUCGACGACUUGAUAGUGGCCAUCUUUUGGGUCUUCAUGUUCGUCCUGCGCCUGGUAAGAAAGAAGAAGAGUCGAUUCAAGAGUUUUCGAUGCCACUAUGACAAAUUCUCAAGUCAGAGCAAAGUUUAGGCACUCAACUAGCCAUUCUGAUCAGCAAUGAAGAGGUUGGUCGAUCUAGGUUAGGUUAGGUUAGGUCAGGUAGGUACGCGGGAUAUAGACAAUCUAUUCGAAAUUGUAACUACUCGAUAAAACUUACCUGGUUCAAA